Messenger RNA from Adineta ricciae, 810 nucleotides. The record is from the annotation of a GenBank genome assembly. Lineage: Eukaryota; Metazoa; Rotifera; Eurotatoria; Adinetida; Adinetidae.
AUGGCUCAGUCCAAAUACGACGUCACCAUUGUAGAUGCAGAAACACUUAAUGUACUUUUAAUAGGAAGAUCGCAAUGUGGUAAAUCAGCACUUGUGGAGGCUUUAAAAAAUCCACGGUAUUGCAGGACAAAUGCAAGUGUUUCCAUAACACGGCAGGCUAAAUGUCAUUCGAUGGUUAUGACCACUGAAGAUGGCCAAGGAAAAAAACACUAUCAAUUAAAUGUUAUUGACUCACCUGGUUUAAAAGAAGUUUCUUGGGAUAAAGAGCACCAGCGUACAGACGAAGAACUAUUAGCCCUAGUUCAACUAUGUAUUGAACAAAACAUAACCACAAUAAAUUGUGUUUGCUUCGUCUCCAUAGCUGGUGAAACACAUCAAUUGGAUAUUGAUAUUUUCGAAAAAUUGAUGGAUUUCUUAGGUCCAGAACUUAGUGCUAACACAAUAAUGCUUUUAACGCAUUGUGAACAAUACACAGAUGCAAAAUUGAAAGAAUUCCAGGAUAAUAUUAGAGAUCAUAAGGGUAGUGAAAGAGCUUUCCGUUAUUGUCGAUUGGGUUUGUUAUAUCAUGGUCUUCUCCAUUUUGAUGAACUGCAAACAUAUACUCAUAAUCAACUAUUGUACGAUGAAAUUGUGGAUCAUAAGCUUGCGUUAAUUACUCCACACCGAUUGAAACUGAUUCAAUGCCUGGUAUCGACAGCUGGAAAGCAGAAACCGAUUAAAAUGAUACAAGAAAUACUGAACUCAGCUGAUGAAAGACAUAGAGUUGUCUACAACUACCUAAAUAGCCCAUCCAGAUGCACAAUGAUGUGA